AUGACCCGGCGUGCUACCCUACGAUCCAGGAAGCCCGUCAAGCGAUCCAAGACGUUCACCGGGUGCUGGACCUGUCGCUCUCGCGGAGUAAAAUGUGAUGAAGGCAAGCCGAUAUGCUCGCGAUGCGAAAAAGGCCUCUUCACUUGCGCCGGAUAUGGAGUGAAGCUGAUUUGGCCUGGCGAUGGCGCAGAGGGUGCGAUCUCUGUCCAAAGACGUCUGCUUAGUCGUGUGCAGCAUGAGGCCCCAACUCUGAGUGACCAAGCUCUCGACCUUUUCUUGGAAUCCUUGGAUUCCUCUGUCACUGACCAGGAAUGCUGUGGUCCUUUUUCGGUCUUCAGACUAUCGUGGUCUACGAUAUUGGAGCCUGACACAUCGUCAAGGAAAGCUUCUGAUGACAUUCAAUCAAGCAUAUGCGUGCACGAAGACACAUCACCGAUUCGGAAUCUGGAGGCCGACAAUGCCAGUAUCUCAUUUCUAUUCGAGCAGGAUGAGAGCCCUCCCAGAAUCGAAGGGUAUCUUCAUGACACGCCUGAAGAAAUGCUAUUUGACGAUCUCAGGCCCCUGCUGGGCACUGAUAGCUCGUCAAACCUUGUCGUAGUGGGUUCUGAAAAUUACUGGGGCGCUGAAAUGCUUCUCGCGCUCUACCACAGUCGGCCUGGAACACCUCAGGGCUCUCGGACUGACCAUGCCCCACUCCAUACCUGGCACUCCGAUGAUUGGUCUCUGCUCGAUCAUAAUGAGGCACAGAAUGCGGAGACGCCCCUGCCUACGUUGGAGUCGGACUGUUCGUUCGAAGACUACAUCAUACAAAUUGAGUUGGCCAACUUUCUCUACUCGAUCACUCCCCUCGGAACCAGUGAAGAGCGGCAGUUGAUGCAUUACUGGGUCACGUAUCUGAGCAACCUAAUGGUCUCCGUGGGGUCGCCAGACAACCCGUAUCGUACUCUCUGGGUUCCGAUGGCUUUGUAUUCAGGGCAUGAAGUUCCCGGACAUGCUGCUCUCCUACAUGCUAUCUAUGCAAUCUCAGCCUUUAACCAAUCCCAGAAGUCCAACUCCGGCCACAAAUCCUUCUCCAUAACGGCUACAAAACACUAUCAGCUGAGUCUCGGAUAUCUACGAGAGGCGCUGACUGAGGAUCGUGGCUCGCAACGGGAAGCCAUCUUGGCAACCAUCAGCACCAUGUCAUUUAUCGAAGUUAUAAACGGUAAUUCCUCCACAUGGCGUGGCCAUCUGAAAGGGGGGCGCGAAUGGCUCCGCUCGUUUGAGCGGACCAAAUGGAAUGGACCAGGCACAUCGAUACUUUAUCAACUCUUCCUGUGUGCGGAAGCUCUGGGCUCUUCACUUUCGAAUAUGGCUUCCAAUGCUCGUCCUGGAAAAUUUGUCAACAUUUGUGAUGAGGAAUACGCCCACAAAUGUGUCAUUGGUGUCACGAGCUUAUCUUUAGAAUCGGAGUAUUGCUUGGAUCGAUAUUUCGGAAUCACACUUCCAAUAUUAGAGGCUAUUAUUCACAUCACCCACCUGUCUGUCCGGCCACGCAGGCCCUCAAUAGCUGAGCUGGAGACCUUGGAAGUCAAAAUUCGACUUAACAAACCAAUAACACCGUCCCAUUCAUAUACAUUUGCUGCUUGGGGGAAGCAUAUCGCUAUGGAUUAUGCGAGCGUCUUCUACUACGCAUGUUACAUUCAUUUCAAGCAUACGCUUCUCCGUGUCCACUCUCGGAACCUUCAGGACCUUGUCCGCCAAAGUCUCAAGCACUUAGAAGCCAUCGAAAUUCACGAGGCAACCUCAAGAAACUGCGGGCUCCUGUGGCCUCUUUUCAUCAUUGCCUGCGAGGCCGACGAAAAGGAGUCACGCAUCACUGUCAGUAAAUGGUUCACGAAAGGACAGUCAGUCGGCGUUGCGAAUGUGACAUCGGCAGCAAAAGUCGUCGUAGAGGUUUGGCGGAGAAGGGAUGGGGCGAAGGGGUGUGGCAUGGACGAUUUCAUUUGCUGGGGGAACGUUAUGGUAGAGAUGGGCUUAGAUUUACUUUUACUUUGA
This is a messenger RNA of Penicillium waksmanii, 2037 nucleotides long. RefSeq names its product Zn(II)2Cys6 transcription factor. The transcript has a single exon. Gene Ontology annotation, molecular function: transcription cis-regulatory region binding; DNA-binding transcription factor activity, RNA polymerase II-specific; zinc ion binding. Gene Ontology annotation, cellular component: nucleus. Gene Ontology annotation, biological process: positive regulation of transcription by RNA polymerase II. Bases 1 to 2037 code for a protein of 678 amino acids. Lineage: Eukaryota; Fungi; Ascomycota; Eurotiomycetes; Eurotiales; Aspergillaceae. The record is from RefSeq and is a predicted model, not a curated record.